Molecule: messenger RNA, 540 nt
Organism: Helobdella robusta
Lineage: Eukaryota; Metazoa; Annelida; Clitellata; Rhynchobdellida; Glossiphoniidae
Exons: 2
Coding region: 1-540 (179 amino acids)
Source: RefSeq, a predicted model, not a curated record
AUGUAUCUCGUCUACCUGGAUAAUGACAUCAAUGGCGGCUUCAUUGCUGAUCGGAAUAAGAUGUGCAUCACUGCAUCACUGAUAGACAGAAAAGAUGUCAACAACAAUUAUUGCAACAUGCACCUAAGCAACCCGUCUGGUCAUUCUACACCUUUUAAACUCAAUAGAAAGAUAUCACUUGCUUUACGUGCCAACAAAAUCAAGAAAAAACCACGACGUCUGCCUAUGGCUAGAGGGACAAAAAAACGAAAAUGUGGCGUGACCCGAAAAGAAAUAACGCAGGGUUUAAGAGCAAAAACCUUGUUGUACAACCUACGGCGCAGAAAAAAGACAUGCCAGAUGAAACUCCCAAGGAAUUGGAAAAAUCGGUACAAAAGAUACUCGGCAAAACGUCCACCACAAAUUGGAUUUGAUCAUAAACUAAUCAUGGCAAAACUAAAAUUAAGACUAAAAAAAGGAGAUAAAGCCUCCGGUAAACUUUAUCUAAACACAGAAAAAUUAGAGAAUCCCAUGAUAAAAAAAACAGAUAUGAAAAAUUGA